CAUAUGACAAGCAACUGGCCACCACCAUCCGACACGCGCCCGAUCAUCUACGGCGUGUGCAACGAGGUAAUGGGCUCUCCUGUGACGGAUUACCGAGACAACCUCAAUAUUGGAGCACCCGUGACGGCACUGGACUGUGGCGCGUGCACCGUGGACGCUGUGUGCUUCGCUGCGAGGACGAGCAGCAUCAGCGGCUGUGAGUGUGAGUGCGCUGCUGGCGGCUACGGUGACACUUGUCUGCCAGCUGCUGUUCCGGACGGCCUUGGGCCGCUCCCGCUCCCCGACGCGAAGGACACGGAGGUCCGCUGCGUGCACGGUGGCAGCAUCAGCUUUGUGGACUAUCCUGAUCCCGGUGUGCGUGGUCUGUGCUUCGUCAAUGUGACCUUCACCGCUGCGAUCGUGCUGGACCUGUGGAGCUUCGACGCACCACAACAGACACUCAACAUCACGCUGCUGCAGUGCGUCCUCAUGGGCCUGUCGAUCGGGGGGAGUGGUGCACGCGUGCACGUGAACGUGACAUCCUCGAUGCUGGAUUCUGGUGCAUUGGAGUUUGAGGGUGAUUUUGGUGCGAGCUCCCAGAUACUGGUGGCGGGUAGUACGCUUGUGACGAAGUCGAGCCAUGUCAUUUCCUUUUUUGGGUUUACUUUUGGUGCGAACUCGACCCUGCUGCUAAUUGACAACCGCAUCGAGGGAAAUGGUUACGCAGUAUAUUUUAUUGAUGCUGUUGUUGUUGAUGGUGGCGGGAUCAUUGUGAAGGGAAAUACGCUGAGGGUAACGGGUGGGGUUGACAGUUCUGAGACUGCUAUUUAUUUUGACGUUGUUGAUGUGAAGAACGGCGGCUACAUUGACGUGGAGAAAAACACGAUGAACGCGGUCAAUGGCGUUUAUCUUUCUGGAGUUACCACCGUGAGCUCCGCAGGGCUGUUGCGAGUGGCGGACUGCACAUUUGUUGGCAGGACGGAGUUUUUUGAUUUCACGCUGUUGUAUUUAGACGGUUCGGUGACUCUCGAGGGUGGUGCGCACUGGCGUGUGGAGGGCAACAGCUUGAGCACAGAUUCGUUAUUAACUAUUUUGUAUUCCUGGCACAAAAUUCAGCUGUCAGACAACGGCACCACCGUGGUGUUUGCACACAACCGUCAGGCGGAGUCGAGUAAAGAUUUUGCGAAAAUUCUUCCAUGGAGCACGAUUGUGAAGUUACCCGCGCGGUUUUUGGUGGGGUGCAACCUGCAGGGCGAUGAGGAGGUGUCGUACGAAGGUGUGUUUCCGGAGGGCGUGGAGCUGUUCAGAUGCGGCACAUGCAACGAUGACGCGGCGUGCUACAUGCCCGGGACGGAGUCGGUGGACCGCGGCUCGUGCUCGUGCAGCUGCAAGGACGGAUGGCAUGGCGCGUCGUGUCUUCCCUUCGAGAUGCCCGACGCGGUUGUGCCGCCCGUGGCGGAGAGAGCCGUCGACGGCGACACGAGCUGCGUGGUGAACCAGACGCUGUCGAGCCUCACGCUGAACAUGUGGGAGACGCAACACUGCUACGUGGGUGUGACAUUCAGCGGCGUGGGUGCUGUGCUGACAUUUUCCUUCAACAGUAUGCCGCUGCAUCUCCCCAUCAACAUCACGCUCACUGGGUGCACGUUCCUUUACGGGGCUGUGCUGCAGUUUGUUGGAGAUGUUGAGGCCGCCGAGUCAUCCGGCGUCCUGAUCCGCGUGAGCCAGACGGUGAUGUGGUCCUCUGUUGUUGUGUUUGCACUUGCCCUCCCGCAGUACUGCGACAUUGCCGUCACGGACGUUGACGCGGUGCAGUCCUCCGCGGUCCAUUUGCCGGACACAGUGAACAACAAGCUGAGCGUUGUGAUGCUGCACGAAGUUUUGUUGACUGCGUCCUCGCUGUUGGUCAGCAACGUAAAUGCGCAUGCAUCGAGGUAUGAUGCGUUUGGUUUGUACUCGAUCGGGACGCUGACGCUGGUGGGUGGCAGCUCGCUGUAUGUGCGGUACUGCAGCUUCGAUGGGUACACACACUUGUUUUACUUGGACAUCCUCAGUGUCGGUGACCACUCUGUUUUUGCGCUGCUCGGCAAUAGAAUGACCUCCGGGAAAAGCCUCCUGUAUCAGUACCGUGGCUUCAGCGUGUCGGAUCACAGCGUGUUGCGCGUGGUGGGGAACAGCGGUUCUGUUUCCUGCGCCAUCUAUUCACUAAACUCGUGGACCGUCCAGCGGUCAAGCUGGUUGGAUUGGCGUGACAACGACGUGGGAGUGGGUGCGAUGUUCUACGACACUGAGUCCGCUUUUGUGAGCAUUGACGGCAGCAGUGUGGUGACGCUGACGGGCUGCAAGAUGGGCUCGACGGGGUUUUCGGAGUCUCUGCUAUCGCAGUCUGACGCCGGCUACCGGUUUGUUGCUGGGUGCCUGACGGUCGCGGGACGGGAGGUGACGACGGCGGCUGAAUUGGAGCUCCAUGGCAUCAAUAACGUGACGACGGUUGCAGGGUGCGGGGAGUGCACGAAGGACGGCGACUGCUUUGCCCCGCUGACGACGGCGGUCAUUGACUGCAAUUGCCAGUGCGCUGCUGGAGGGCACGGCGAUGUGUGCGUCCCGGCGCCUGUGCCUGUUGGCCCGCCACCGCCGCCACUGCGGCCCACGCUGCCACCACCGUCUGUUGGUGAGUGCAUCGGCGACAUGGUGUACCCCGAGGUUGCACAGUCUGUGGGUGGCGGGCUGUCGUGGCUGUGCUACCGCAACGUGACGUUCAGCGGGGGCGGCAUGAGCCUGACGGUGCUGAUUGGGGCGAUGACGGGCGACGUGGUGAAUGUCAUGUUCGAUGGAUGCACGUGGAGGGACGGCGCUGUGCUGUUGCUGUUGGGCAACGCUUAUGCCGCUGUGGGGUCGUUGAACAUUGUCGUCACCGGCAACACGUUUCGUGACGCGCUGCUCAGUCCGGAGGGUGUGUUUCCACCGCGCACGAACAUCACGAUCAGCGGGAACCGCUUUUCGGUCACGAGGCUGAUCCCUCGGUCGGGAUUGGGCCUUAGGAAGUCGUCGUGUGUUGCGAUGAAUGAGCUGGCGAUCAGCAAUGACUCCGCGGUGGUUCUGAGCGGCAAUGUGUUUCAGACCGUGACGGCGUCGUCAAACGCCAUUUACGUCGUUGAAUCUUCUCUGAGGGUGUCGUGGCGCUCCCUUUUUGCGGUGGUAGGCAACACGUUUCAUAUGGCUGGCGGUGACGGUACGCUGAUAUAUCUUGAAGGGUCUGGCCAAUCCUCAUCGCUGAAGGUGCUGAACAACUCUGCCGUGGUGAUCCGAGGCAAUCUUGUUUCGAGGUCGGUGAGGUACAUUUUAUUACUAAUUUUGGCAUUACGUGUGGAGUCUCUGUCGGCAGUUGUGUUUCAGGGCAACGACAUGCAGGGAAGCUCGGUUGUGUUUUAUUCAGCUUUUUCUACCUACAUCUACUACGACUCUUGGCUGCAGUUGAGCGACAACCUCUGCCGCGUGUCCCCAUCGGAUGCGUUUGCUUUUUUUAACCCCACGGUGAGUCUCCGCGAUUCCACGGUGACUGUGUCCGGCAACCAAUUCAUGUCCAGCACGGGCACGCCGAAAGUGCUGCGGAUAUUCUCAGGGUCAACCGAUCUUACAAACGGAGCGAUUGUGGCCGCGUGCAACACUGUGAACGGCGUUGAGGAAGCGAACUACAUUAUUCCGUCCGUGUACAAUGCCACCAUUCUGACCUGCAGCGAUCCAUGCACUAUUGCGACGUCGUGCUUCCCUGCGUACACGACGACGGCCUCGAGUGAUGGCUGCGCCUGCAGGUGCGCGGAGGGAGGCCACGGCGAUGCGUGCCUGCCCGUCGCUGUCCCCGAGCCACCGAGCACCGACGGCGCCGACCUUUGCGUGCGCGACGUGCGUGUGAAUGUGGAGGUGAACGUCAGUUUCGGGACGUCGGUGGUGUGCUACGUUGGUGCGACCUUUGCGGCGGACGUCGUGGUGGACGUGGAGUCGAUGUCAGGGAGCGUGCGCAACGUGACGCUGGCAAACUGCACGUUUGUGGGCGGAGCGAGCCUGUACGUUGUUGGGUGGCGGUCCGACCCGCCUGCUGGCCAGCGCGCCGAUGUGUUGAUCAGCGGGCUUGAGUCACGCUCUGGCGGCGGCGUGGUGUUGGCGAACCGAUUUCCGCCGGGCUCGCGCGUCAUUGUGGUGGACUCGGUGCUGAUUGCAGAGGCGCGUGUUGUGUACCGCGGCGCCUACGACCUUGGCGACGCCUCCGCGUGCCUCGUGUUGCACAACGUGAAUCUGACUGGGAGUGUGCUGACCAUAGCGCGCACGCAGGUGGCGGCUGUGUUCCGCGACGCUGUUGGUGUGUUGGUUGUUGGCGGCGUGGCGCUGUCGUCGUGCGGUGCGCUGUACGUGGAAAGGCUGUCGGUGCAGACGGCGCUGGGGCUGUGCGUGUCGGUGGAGGGCGGUGUUGCGGCCAGUGGCGGCUCCGUGGUGGCGUUUGUUGACAGCGACUUUCUGCUGUGCAAGCACGCGGUGUCUGUGCGUGGGGCUGUGAGCGUGUCGGGCUCCGCUGUGGCGCUUGUGCGGAGCGACUUUGUGUCGACGGAGGACUACGCGGUGGCGUUUUAUUCGACGGUGAGUCUGGCCGACGGGUCGAUGCUGCUGGCGAAGGGCAACGUGCACGACGGCGUCUCGAGGGAGAUGCUCUACGCCGCUGGCGCCGUGACCGCUGCUGGGAGCACGCUGAGCUUUGUGCGCAACCGAGCGCUGCUGCCGCGGAUGCUGUCGGUGAGCCUGUCGCUUGCGGCUGGGGCGCAUUUGAGGGUGGCGUGCAACGACGCUGGUGGGCGUGUCCUGUCGACGGCGGAGGAGUACGCAGCGGCUGGUUUUGGCGACGUUGGGAGCAUCGACGUUGUUGGGUGCGACGACUGCGACAGGGACACUUACUGCUACGCGCCCGGGACGGUGUCUGCGAGCAUGAGGAACGGUGUGUGCAUGUGCGCGUGCGGCAGCGGCGGGUACGGCGAGGCGUGCGUGCCUGUGGGAGCUCCCGCGCUGCCGCCUGCCAUGGGCACUGUGCUGAGUGUGUUCGUCCGCGAGGGCGUGACGCUGCGGUCGGUGUUCGUUGUGCCUGCCGGCGCGAGCGAGGUGACGCUGCGCCACGUUGUGCUGGACGGCGUGAGUCCGGUGCUCUACGUGCCGUGGAUGGCGCGGGACGGCGUGCGGAUCGUUGUGCAGAACGUGUCGCUGCUGAACGGUGCCGUGCUGUACGUGAUGGGCGGUGGAGCGUUGCGCGGUGCGGCGGGGAGCGGCGAGAGCGGGCCGGUGGAGCUGUCGGUGUGCGAUGUGGAGGCGCUGAACGGUGCGCUUGUGCUGACCGGCACGUUCCCUGCGGGGUCCGUGCUGACGGUGGCGGACUCCCUGCUGGUUGCCGCGAGGCCGACGCCGCUUGUGUAUCUUCCCGGCUCGCGGUCCUCGCCGUACGCACCGGUGCUGGUGCUGUCGGGCCUGCGGCUUGUGCGGUCCGUGCUGGUUGUGUACGGCGUGGCCCUCGUGACCGUGAUGACUGGUGGGCGGACGGUGGUGGUGGACGGCGCGGUGCUGGAGCUUGUCGGUGGCGGUGUCGCGUUGGAUGCGGCUGUGUUUGGUGGCGACUAUGCGUUGUACGCGAGUGCGCGCGUGGUUGCGUCGGGGGGCGCUGUGCUGCGCGUGUCGGGGAGCCAGGUGUACGCCGCGCAUGGAUUGGUGUUUGACAGCGGAGUGGAGGCCAACGCGUCCGCCGUCGUAGUGAACGACAACGCCGGUGCGCUGACCGAUGGCGCGCUGCUGGAGCUGCGGGGGUCGGCGUCGUUUGUUUCCGGGUCGUGGCUGUCGGUGCGCGGCAACAGCGUCAGUGGCAGGCUUCUGUCGCUGCCGUCGUACCCGCGUGGUGCGGAGCU
This is a messenger RNA of Trypanosoma cruzi, 5915 nucleotides long. Its product is annotated as dispersed gene family protein 1 (DGF-1), putative. The record is from RefSeq and is a predicted model, not a curated record. The annotation marks the transcript as partial. NCBI's taxonomy places the organism in Eukaryota, Euglenozoa, Kinetoplastea, Trypanosomatida, Trypanosomatidae. The transcript has a single exon. Gene Ontology annotation, molecular function: Notch binding.